Molecule: messenger RNA, 1840 nt
Organism: Amoebophrya sp. A25
Lineage: Eukaryota; Dinophyceae; Syndiniales; Amoebophryaceae
Source: the annotation of a GenBank genome assembly
AAGUCGACGAGAAAGGUUGGGAGAUCUUCUCUGUUACAAUGGCGAGGAGGCUGGCGGCACAACGAGUGUAUCGCUCGAGGAAAACAAGCGUUCCACAUCAACAACAGCCUCUGCUGGCGUUGGCAACAGCGCUAGCUCUCUUAGUGCGUCGCUUACGGCUGGCCCCCAGAUGAUGAACAAUCAUGGUGGAACGCAAACCACCGAGGCAAGUGGCAUGAUGGCUACGCAACCUCCAAAUCAGGUUACGGUCGAGGCACUACCUUCACACCGAAAAGAUCCGGCAAAAAACUGGAGUCCCAUCGACCGCAUUCUCUUGAUCAAGAAGACACAAGCUGCUGGGCGAAACAAGCUGCAAACACUGAGCGAAUCGCAAGUGGAGUGGGAUGCGAACACAAUAGCAGCUCAGGCCGCUAGCAGCGCGGGGCCUCCUGCGUCAUCUUACUACCACGAUAUCCGAACAUCACCACACUUACAUACGACUCCGGCGGCAGUAGCGGAUCGCACGUGGCGGAGCUGUGCCGUCCAGACGACGGUCACAUCUGAAAUGCAGGAAAAGAAGCGGCAACAGCUAGAAGACCUGCUCGUGGAGGAAUCACGAAAACUUUCAGAAGCAGAAGCGAAUAGCGAAAGAGAGGUAUAUCGUCCAACCUUGAAGAAACUUGUAGUUUACAUGACUAAGUGAAAAAAGAUAUCACACAAUCAAGGAAACAUGGCUCGGUGGAACGACUCCCCUACCAAUCACAAUUUUUCCCUUUUUAGAAUACCAUGUUGAUCGCCACAAACAUGGACCUCAUCUUCUCACUUCUUGACGAAUUAUCUCACAGCGAGCAUCCUUUGCUUCGUCGAUGGCGGAGCAGCAAAGAACCUGGGAGGCACAAGAGGCUGAGUAUGGCGAGCAGGCUGGCAUCCAGCAACAAGCGAUCGAGACCUUGCAGAAGCUCAUGCAGAAUCUGAUGGUAGACAGUGCGCGAGCCCGCACGGAGAUGGAGCAGCUACGAGAAGCUGAGCGGGAGAAACACGCAGCGGAAAUGCGGGAGCGCAUCCUGGAACACGAAGAAGUAGUAAAAAAAUUGAGUGCUGACAAAGAGGAGCUUCUGCGUGCAAAGACGCAAGCCGAAGACGAACGGGACAGUAUGAUGGUGUCGCUCGAAACGGAGCAGGCCCUCUUACUGGCGCGUGUUGAGACAUUGCAAAUGGAGAUGGAGGAGAAGAGGCGUCAAGAGCAACAGCGAUGGCAGUACAAUCCUGGCGCAAGUCCCAAGGGAGGGAAAAUGAUGCACCAGCGAGGCAAUCAUCGUGGAUCUUCUGCAGGAGCUUCGAUGCGCGUGACUGGCGAGAUGCUUGGUGGAUCUAGCGCUGCAGCAUUCGGUGGCUCAACCUUCGGCAGUCAGGGCCCGCAACCCACCUUGGCCGAGUUGGAAAACGAGAUUGAUGCGGCAAUCGCGAUCGGUACUGCUGCUCUCUCCCAACAGCCGGAGAGCAGUCGCAAUCGUGCGCGUGGCUUGAGCAACAGCCCGGUUGCAGUCUCACGUGGCGCAGCACUCAUGCCAGGAACAGCACAGCAGCGCUGUGGGCGACAUGCUGCUCAGCAUAAUUCAAUAGAAGAGAACAGCAAUUUAGAGCAUGGCGGUUUAUCUUCCAGUGCAUCCGCAUCGGGGGGAGCGGCAGCGACGCGCGGAAGCUCAACGGCUAGACCAAGCAUAUUUUCGAGUGAACCCAAGCGGGGAAAUAAUUAUCGUGGGAGCCCGUCUAGACGAAAGUCUGGUGCAGGUUAUUUGGCGCCGAAUAGCACCCACCAAAAUUCCACAACAGCAGCAGCGCCGACCCCGACAGUUUCCGG